This is a messenger RNA of Thrips palmi, 1743 nucleotides long. It is a transcript of the gene Coprox, whose product is annotated as oxygen-dependent coproporphyrinogen-III oxidase. Gene Ontology annotation, molecular function: coproporphyrinogen oxidase activity. The transcript is spliced from 8 exons. Gene Ontology annotation, cellular component: mitochondrial intermembrane space; cytoplasm. Bases 124 to 1296 code for a protein of 390 amino acids. Lineage: Eukaryota; Metazoa; Arthropoda; Insecta; Thysanoptera; Thripidae. The record is from RefSeq and is a predicted model, not a curated record.
CAACAGCUGACGAAGCAAGGAGCAAGGUACUGCCGGUGACUGGUGUCACGGCUACUUGACCUGUUUUUACUGUCUCGCUGGUCCCAAAGACUGUCAGCGGGAGGCGGGCUGCAGCGUGCCAAGAUGUUCUUCAGAAGUUUCUUUCGACAUUUCAACGAGUUUGGAGUCGUUACUUUGUACAACCAUGGCGUUCGGGGAAAAAGACUGAGAGCAAGGUACUUGCUAGCUGCGAUACCAGGCCUUGGUUUCAUCGACUCCAUGAAAAAGAAAACGUGGGGUGGCAAUGAUAUUCUUUUCAUGGCUGAGACGAUCACGGAACGUAAGACGCUGGAUGAAAACCCACAAGAUAUGAAGACGAAAAUGGAACUGCUUAUCAUGAGAAUCCAGGCGGAACUCUGCCGAGCGUUGGAGGCCGAAGAAAGUGAUGGUACAAAAUUCCUAGUGGAUCGUUGGCUUCGGAAGGAAGGUGGUGGAGGAGUUACAUGCAUCAUUCAAGAUGGCGCUGUGUUUGAAAAGGCUGGGGUAAACAUUUCAGUUGUUAAAGGAUCAUUACCUCCUGCUGCUGUCCAGCAGAUGAAAGCCAGAGGAAAGAAGUUCAAAUCUGAAGGCGAUCUUCCGUUUUUUGCUGCUGGUGUUAGUUGUGUCAUUCAUCCCCGCAACCCCAUGGUACCAACAAUUCAUUUCAACUAUCGCUUCUUUGAAGUAGAGGAGUCAGAUGGAACACGCCAGUGGUGGUUUGGUGGAGGUACUGACCUGACCCCGUACUAUCUCAAUGAGGAUGACUCUCGUCAUUUUCAUAGAUCUCUCAAAAAGGCAUGUGAUGCUCAUGACAAAACAUACUAUCCUAAGUUUAAAAAGUGGUGUGAUGAUUAUUUCCACAUCACACAUAGGGGUGAACGGAGAGGUGUUGGAGGCAUAUUUUUUGAUGAUAUUGAUUAUCCAUCUGAAGAGAGUGCAUUCAAAUUUGUGACCUCUUGUGCUGAGGCUGUCAUUCCAUCCUACCUUCCUCUAGUGAAGAAACAUAAAAAUGAUGCUUAUGGCUAUCAUGAAAGACAGUGGCAGCUGCUUCGCCGUGGAAGAUACGUGGAAUUCAAUUUAAUUUACGAUCGAGGAACUAAAUUUGGGCUCUACACUCCUGGUGCCCGAUAUGAGAGCAUACUCAUGUCUCUUCCACUAGUUGCACGAUGGGAAUACAUGCACAGUCCCCCGUCUGACUCAGCUGAAGGUAAAUUGAUGGAAGUCCUUAAGAAUCCACGAGAUUGGUUGGGUGAAGAAGGCAAGACUUCAUGGAUUUGAAGAGGUUUCUAACUCUUCCUUCAUAAUCACUUCUUUAUUAAGUUUCUGUUUGUUUGUUUUAAUUUUUCAUGAUUCCCCACCCCCAUUAUGUUGUUGGUAUUCUUCCUCCUUUAAUUUUUUUUACCCUUUCAAUGGUUUUACUUGUGUAUAGUGAAGCAGAUAUAUUUGAGAUAUAAACUGCGCAUGACCUGUGUACCAGUCUCAAACAGUUUUAAAAUGAUGUUUUUAUUGUUAUUGAAUAGGCUAUGAAGUAAAUGACUGACUGCUUCAAUCUUCCGUUCUGUAUAGCUUAGUACUUAAAGAUUGUAAGAUAAGACUAUGGUGCCUGAAUUUUAGAAAAACUAAAGAAAAGAAUUUUGUGCCUCUCUUUAUUUGUAAGUAAGUAACACUCUUGUUUGUCAACAAAAGUUGUAAUAAAAGAAGGGACUUUGUAUUUUUAAAACUGAA